CCCAAACCAAAACCCCCGCGAGAACCUUCCUCCUCUCCUCUCCGGCUGUCCUUCUCACCCGCGACCGGCGCUCAUGGAGGCCACAGCCGCGUCGACGCGGCCUCUCUUCCUCCUGGCGCCCUCCCCGCCGCUGGUAAGCACGGUGCGCCUCUCCCUUCGCGUGGGGAGGCGCCGGCUCGUAGCCGCGGGGGCCAGGAAGAAGAGGGGGCGGCAGGACGGGGAUGCGGGGGAGGAGAGGGUGGACGCGCACAGCUUCAACCCCAAGGACGGCGAGGUCACCGGGCCAUUCCCCGAGGCCGUGCUUCUGAGAAAGAAAAAGGUGAAAGAGGACGGUGAAGCUUUGCCAGAAUUCGCGGACGCCGAAGAAGAAAAGCUAUACGAGCUUCUUAACAUUCAGCUAGAGAGUGGUUUAAAUUUGCAAAGAAUGCGGCACUAUGAAGUUGUUUACCUCAUUCACGAGGACCGUGUGGAAGAAGUUGAAGACGUUGUAUCCAAAGUACAAGACUUUAUCAGAGAGAAGAAAGGAAGGAUUUGGAGGGUUAACAACUGGGGACUGCGUAGACUUGCUUACAAGAUAAAGAAAGCAACGCAUGCCAACUACAUCCUAAUGAACUUUGAGAUACAGGCACAAUCCAUAAAUGAUUUCAAGACUCUGCUAGAUAAGGAUGAAAGAAUCAUUAGACACCUUGUGAUGAAACGAGAUGAGGCGAUUACUGAAGACUGCCCUCCUCCACCAGAGUUCCACGCAAUGCGAUCUCAACAGUUGGAUGAUGAAUAUAUUGAUGAGGAAUAUGGGAAGGCGGACGAUGCGGAUGAUGAGGCUGAACUAGAGUCUUUUGGCAAUGUUGACGAUGAUGUUGAAGAUGGCGAUGAACCUGAAAUCAUUCUUGUUGAUGAAGUUGACGAUGACAAUGCUGAAGACCUCAGAAGAAGAAAUAGGAAGGUGAAACUGGAGAAGUAUACGUUGGAGAAGGUCUUGAGGUAGCAUGUGUAUCUACUUUAUGGUUUAGUUCUUAUACAAAGGAACACUUGUAUGUUGAAGAAGUAAUUAUAUUAGGUGUUUUCCCUGUACCAAUGACCACUAUUACGAUGGUAGUAAUUAGUGAGAUAAGCUCAUCAGGUCAUCUCCCUAAA
This is a messenger RNA of Hordeum vulgare subsp. vulgare (domesticated barley), 1134 nucleotides long. RefSeq lists its product as uncharacterized. Gene Ontology annotation, cellular component: ribosome; cytosolic small ribosomal subunit. The record is from RefSeq and is a predicted model, not a curated record. Gene Ontology annotation, molecular function: small ribosomal subunit rRNA binding; structural constituent of ribosome. Bases 74 to 985 code for a protein of 303 amino acids. The transcript has 5 exons. Lineage: Eukaryota; Viridiplantae; Streptophyta; Magnoliopsida; Poales; Poaceae. Gene Ontology annotation, biological process: translation.